Saccharomyces mikatae IFO 1815 is the source of this 690-nucleotide messenger RNA. It is a transcript of the gene CSE4, whose product is annotated as centromeric DNA-binding histone H3-like protein CSE4. NCBI's taxonomy places the organism in Eukaryota, Fungi, Ascomycota, Saccharomycetes, Saccharomycetales, Saccharomycetaceae. Gene Ontology annotation, biological process: rRNA transcription. Gene Ontology annotation, cellular component: nucleosome. Bases 1 to 690 code for a protein of 229 amino acids. Gene Ontology annotation, molecular function: structural constituent of chromatin; protein heterodimerization activity; DNA binding. The record is from RefSeq and is a predicted model, not a curated record. The transcript has a single exon.
AUGUCAAGCAAACAGCAAUGGGCUAAUUCUGCUAUUCAAAGUGAUUCAAGUGGAAGAUCACUCAGCAAUGUCAACAGACUUGUUGGAGAGCAACAAUCCAUUAACGAUCGUGCAUUAUCAUUAUUGCAAAGGACAAGAGCAAGAAAGAAUCUAUUUCCAAGAAGAGAAGAAAGGAGACGAUAUGAGAACCCAAAGGAUGACGUAGAUUUUGAAACUGACUAUGAUGGCCAAGCAGAUGAUUUGGAGAUAGAAACUGAGAACGAAGAAGAAACUGAAGUGGCUACUGAAGUAUCAACGUCCGCGCGAACACAUUCGUAUGCCUUGGACAGAUACGUUAGACAGAAAAGAAGAGAAAAGCAAAGGAAACAGGGCUUAAAGCGUAUUGAAAAGAAGUACAGUCCAAGUGAAUUAGCUCUAUACGAAAUUCGAAAGUACCAACGUUCCACGGAUUUAUUGAUUUCCAAAAUUCCUUUUGCAAGGCUUGUAAAAGAAGUUACGGAUGAGUUCACGACUAAGGAUCAAGAUUUACGCUGGCAGUCAAUGGCGAUCAUGGCACUACAAGAAGCAAGUGAAGCCUAUUUGGUGGGUCUAUUGGAGCAUACCAACCUUUUGGCAUUGCACGCGAAAAGGAUAACUAUAAUGAAGAAGGACAUGCAACUAGCAAGGAGAAUCAGAGGACAAUUCAUUUAA